AUGCUUCGGGGAUCUGGUGGACGCCUGGGCCUCGUCUACAUGGAUGAUUUGUUCAUAGCUUCUAAAACCAUAAAAGAGGGCACAGAAAAAUUAGAGAAGGUACUUCAACUUCUGCGUAAUGCAAAACUUACUUUGAAGCUUGAAAAAUGUCAAUUUUUCCAAACGCAAAUAAACUAUUUAGGUUAUAAAAUAUCGUCGGAAGGUAUACGCCCAGGUAAACUAAAAAUUGAAGCUGUGGCAAAUUUCCCAGAACCCAAAAAUGUACACGAGGUUCGUCAAUUUGUAGGACUUUCGAGACUUCCGGCGCUUUCUCAGGAAUUUUUCAGUGAUUGCAAGACCGUUGACAAACCUCACGAAACUUUUUUCGUGAGGUUUGUCAACGGUCUUGACGUUAGCUGGCGUUUUGGAGAAGAAGAAAGGGAUGCGUUUAAUAAGUUAAAAGAGAAACUCGUAAGUCGUCCCUUACUGGCAUUGUAUGACCCAACAGCACCUGUGGAAGUCCACACAGAUACCAGCAAACUGAGAAUUGGUGCAAUUCUCAUGCAGAGGCACAAUGAUGCGGUACACCCAGUAGCAUAUUAUAGUCGUCAGAAUUCACCUGAGGAACAGAGAUUUCAGUCUUAUGAAUUAGAAACUCUCGCACUAGUCACGGCAUUGCAGAAAUUUCGUGUUUGUCUGUUAGGCACGAAUUUCAAAGCAGUAACUGAUUGUAGCGCUAUUCGGAACACUAUAAAUAAACGAGAUCUAGUGCCACGUGUUGCGAGAUGGUGGAUAUCUAUGCAGGAAUACGAUUUCACAAUCGAAUACAGACCCGGUAAUAAAAUGGCUCACGUGGACGCAUUAAGCCGGAAUCCUAUUAGAACUGAUGUGCACAAUAAUGAAAACAGAAUUGACGUACUCUUCGUAAAUAAUGAUGAUUGGUUGGAAACAAUACAAUCCUCAGAUUCAGAACUGCAGCGUAUAGUAAAAAUAUUGCAAGAUCCUGAAAGUGAGCAUGUUGUUGAAAUUAAGAAUAAAUUUUACAUUAAAAAAUGGCAAGCUUUAUAG
Parnassius mnemosyne (clouded apollo) is the source of this 1047-nucleotide messenger RNA. NCBI's taxonomy places the organism in Eukaryota, Metazoa, Arthropoda, Insecta, Lepidoptera, Papilionidae. The record is from the annotation of a GenBank genome assembly.